AUACAUACGCGGAAUGGGUGCUGGUAUUUCUAAAUCUCAGUUUCUUGCUGCUGAGUUUAUGAAGGCCAAGUUGCAGGAAGUGAGGAACGAAUUGCGGAAAGUGAGGAAGAAAUCCGAAGCUUUGAAAGCACAGUUGGAUGCUGAAAGACAGAAAAACAACACUGGAGUACAUGGUCAGAUCUGUGAUAGCUCUUAUCAACAGGGUAUUGGGAUCCCUUCGUCCUUUGGUCUUUGCUGUUUGAGGAACUUUAGAAAAAAGGUUGUUGCACUUGCAUAUGUUGAUACUAAUCUACUGAUUGAUGACCACUACGACUGCAUGAUUGAGGAAAUUAUUGAUCCAGCUGCGAUGUUGUGCGAUAGAGAUGAUGAUGAUGUACUUGGGAAUGUUAAAAGAAGUGAGCUUGUUAAGUGGCCUUGGGCCUAUCUGACUAUUGUAGGAGAUCCAUCAAGUUAGAAUGGUAGUGAGAGUAGAUUGAUUAGUUUUUUAAUUUUCAGG
Messenger RNA from Papaver somniferum (opium poppy), 496 nucleotides. RefSeq lists its product as uncharacterized. The coding region runs from base 14 to 454 and encodes 146 amino acids. NCBI's taxonomy places the organism in Eukaryota, Viridiplantae, Streptophyta, Magnoliopsida, Ranunculales, Papaveraceae. The transcript is spliced from 2 exons. The record is from RefSeq and is a predicted model, not a curated record.